CUCCCGAACGUCAUAACAACGGAGAGUCUAGAAUGCGGGAGAUCUGAAAAGUGAAAAUGAAACUGUUUACAAUCUCCCACUCGAACUUUAUCAAAGUUAAUAGCAGGAACAUUGAUCUAAAAAACUUUCUUGCUUAUAUCUGGAAACCAGAAGCUUAUUAUAAGAACCAACUUUUCAAAGAAGUAUGGACAAAAAAGCGACCGGGACUGUUGCGGCAGUAUAUUGCUGAAGUUGCACUCACUCAGGCACACCAAGGCCAAAAAACAUCAGUUAUAGAGGUGACACCAGCAAUGACCACUACAUCACCAGUACAGAUGACACCAGCAAUGACCACUACAUCUCUAGUACAGAUGACACCAGCAAUGACCCCUGUAUCACCAUCACUAUCUCCAUCAAUUCUGGUACCCCACUGGCUGGAGGAUCAAACCCUACAAACAGUAUCUCCUGCUGCUUCAGAACAUUUAAAUAGGAACUUUCAGUCCAUAUGGAGCAUUGAGUCGUCUCGGCUGUCAACAGAAUCAUCUGCUUCAUCGGAGAGUACCUCAUCUGGGAGUUUAUCUCUACCAUUUGGAGUUGUGCGACCUGGUAGUCCUUACCCUGACUACCAGAUCAGGAAGUGUUCGAUCCAUACUCCUCACAUCUCAUUCCUCAUCCUUGACCCCCGCAUUGUCACAUUUACCAAAGAACCCAGUGGUAUGUUCAAGGUCCUCGGGAGCGGGGUAUCAGGAAGUGUGUACCACGCCAGUCUCCUGUCGUCCGGAUACCAGCUCGCCGUAAAACUAUACCAUCAGGCUGAACUGGUGCCACACACAAUAGUCAAUGAAGGGAUGAUAAUGGCUCUCCUACAGAACACGGGUGUGGUGCCGAAAUUCUUUGGAGUGCUCCCGGAGCCAGGGGACAUACAAAAAUUCACUCUUGUCCAGGAGUUUUUUGGUGAUGGUAUGACAUUGUAUAAACUCAUUGGGAUGAUGAACAAACAUCAAAUUACUUUGAACGAAAAAGAGACCAUCACCCUAUGUUACAGACUGGUUCAUGCACUUAAGGUCAUCCAUUCCAGAGGCGUAUUGGUAAACGAUUUGAAAAAUGACAAUGUCUUAGUGGAUGUAUCCAACAGGGAAUUCAAUAUCAGAUACAUCGAUUUUGGUUUGGCUACAUUUGGUGUUGGAAUGACCUAUGAAAAGUCCUACGAACCAAAUUCUGACAUUAAAUACAGUUUUUUGGCACCAGAGGUCAGACAGGGAGACAAUCCAACCAGUGUGGCUGCAGACAUCUACAGCUUAGGGAUAUUAAUUGGCGAAAUCGGCUGGAGAAUCGACGAAUUAGAGGACAUUGGUGAAAGAUGUACGGAUCAAGUCGCUCUCGCAAGGCCGAGUAUGGACGAACUUGUGAUGAUGAUGGAUGGGCUAAUCAACCUAAUUAAUUAGAUCUGUACAUCUUCUUUCUGUCUUCAUCAAAGCCUGACUCCGGAAAUAUUGAGAUCAUUACUUUAUAUUAAUAUAGAUAAACUACUUGAAAAAAAUGAAUACGCAAGUAAUUUUUAGGCCUGGAGUAAUCAUGAAAACUUAUCACUCCGGUCUGUUGACAAUAAGAUAUGUGCUCUGUGAACAUUUUUGAAUUCACUGCAUUCUAUCCCUCUGUUCACUUACCUAUAAAAACCAUCUAUCUAUCACAAACACCUUAAGAACAUUUCAAACAUUAUUGAUUUUUAUAUCAUCACAAUCUUUUCAUUAAUUCCGUGUGUAAAUUAAGACAUUUAAAGAUUAAUUAUUAAAGACAGAUGAAAGAACCUGUGAUAUUCUCAAUAAAAACGUUAUACUGUAUCUCAAUUUGAAAUCAAAACAGAUAAUUGCCAAUUUGUCAAUUCUUAGCUGCGCUUUUUUGUA
Mizuhopecten yessoensis (Yesso scallop) is the source of this 1883-nucleotide messenger RNA. RefSeq names its product calcium-dependent protein kinase 2-like. NCBI's taxonomy places the organism in Eukaryota, Metazoa, Mollusca, Bivalvia, Pectinida, Pectinidae. Bases 57 to 1424 code for a protein of 455 amino acids. The record is from RefSeq and is a predicted model, not a curated record. Gene Ontology annotation, molecular function: ATP binding; protein kinase activity. The transcript is spliced from 8 exons. Gene Ontology annotation, biological process: protein phosphorylation.